This is a messenger RNA of Oncorhynchus gorbuscha (pink salmon), 474 nucleotides long. Its product is annotated as protein sidekick-1-like. Lineage: Eukaryota; Metazoa; Chordata; Actinopteri; Salmoniformes; Salmonidae. The annotation marks the transcript as partial. Gene Ontology annotation, molecular function: protein binding. The transcript has 5 exons. The record is from RefSeq and is a predicted model, not a curated record.
AGCCUCUUGAGCCUCUUGAGCUUCCUGGUGUGCCUUCUAACCUGGUGUUGUGUCCAUGUCUCAGAGCUUCCUGGUGUGCCCUCUAACCUGGUCAUCUCCAACAUCAGCCCUCGCUCCGCCACACUAAGGUUCCGCCCCGGCAGCGAUGGGAAGACGGUCAUCUCCAAAUGGAUCGUAGAAGGACAGGUGGUGAGAGAGAGGGGUGGAGAGAGGGAUGGGAAGGAGGAGGAGUGGAGAGUCGUGUAUGAGAGAGAGAACAGAGAGAAGCAGCCUGAUGUCGACUCAAUGGAAAUACCAGACCUCCUCCCCUUCACACUGUACAGGUUCCGAUUGCGCCAGGAGAACAUUGUGGGCUCCAGUCCCUCUAGCACCCCCUCCAGGAUGAUUCAGACACUGCAGUCGGCCCCCGACACACCCCCUAACAACCUCACCCUGGUUACAGCUACACAGACCAGCCUCACACUACGCUGGGCG